This is a messenger RNA of Leptopilina boulardi, 2698 nucleotides long. RefSeq lists its product as uncharacterized. NCBI's taxonomy places the organism in Eukaryota, Metazoa, Arthropoda, Insecta, Hymenoptera, Figitidae. The transcript has 15 exons. The record is from RefSeq and is a predicted model, not a curated record. The coding region runs from base 1 to 2583 and encodes 860 amino acids.
AUGGAUAUAAAAUUGCCUACUGUGCAACCAGAUGAGAAAGACGAGUAUAUUUCUGGAAAAGAAACCUUCGUCUACGAUUGGGACCAUAAUUACACCCUUAAGAGAUUAACUCCGCUUCAUCAAGAUUGUAAUCUCGAUGACUCCCUUCAAGAGGAAGUCGCUACUCUUGAUCAGGAGAGCGAGCCUCUUCUUCAUCAGCAUCUGGAUGAUUCCCUUCCAGAAGAAGUCGCUACUGUUGAUCAGGUGAACGAGCCUCUUCCUCAGCAAGAGAUCAAUAACAAUGACAAUAAUAAUAAUUGUUUUCAGAAUGUAGAAAAUCAGACUUCAUCAGGACGAAUUGUACAACCAAAGAGAUUUCUGACAUAUAAAACUUAUGAAAGAUAUUACGGAACAAACCAUCGGUGGCACAAGUCGGGACGACCAAAAAAACUUCCACAGCACGGAAUUCCUUACACCUAUAUGAGAUGUGCUUAUCAGUACAAAAGCAAAUGCCCGGGAAGAGCACUAUUAUAUGAUGACGAAAUAGAAUUCGUUUAUAUAACGAAAGAUCAUUUGGAAAAAUGCAAAUUUAAUGUAGAUGCUGCACAUCAAAGGAGUGCUCUCUUGGAGAAGAGCGCUGCAAAUCCUGACAAUCCGUCAAAAGUUUUUAAAGAAGUGAGAAGAGAAAACACGAAUUGGGAAUCGAGUCUUCCGUAUGAAUUCCUUCAAAGAACCUUACGACGGUGGUUGCGCGGUGGUUGUCCUGCUGUGCCGAAGCAUAUUGUUGAUGUUGAAGAAGUACUCAACAACCCUGUUUGGCAGCAGAGAAUGACAUACUGUAUAAAAGAAGAAAACCACAAAGUUCUGGUUAAAAGCGUCACUGAUGCUGACAAUUUUUGUCACAUCAUCUUCUUCUCACCAGACUUUCUAUCAAAAGUCCUUGAAAUAGACGUGUCAUCUGCCACAGUUGAUGGAACGUUCAGAACUGUUCCGUGGCUAAAAGGAGCCUACCAAAUUUUAAUUUUUUCAGUUUUUUCGUUCGGAAAGAUUACCCCUCUAUUUUUUGUAAUGAUGAGUGCAAAAUCUUUCCGCGCCUACAGUUCUGUAGCGCAAAAAAUUAAAGAAUUAGCACCAUCUUUAAAGAUAGAUAAAUUAACAUGUGAUUUCGAAAUUGCAUUAAGAAAGGCUUUUAUAUUUUAUUUUGAAGAAAUAAUAAAAAUUAUUGGCUGCCAUUUUCAUUUUUGCUACAACAUUGAUAAACAAAUCAACUCUCUCGGGCUACGGCAGUAUGUGAGUAAAUACGAAAUACUUUUGGCCUUUACGGAAAAAUUAAAAUACUUAGCAUUUCUUCCUCCUCAAGACAUCCAGGAUAUAUUUAAUUAUCUCGUUGAACAGCUGCCAACCGCAGAAACCAUUCCCUUGAUAAAUAAUCCUGAAGUUUAUAUAUCUCCUCGAAAGUUAUUGGCUCCAUUGAUUGACUACUAUGUGCGUUAUUGGUUAAAAAUAACUACACCAGAUAUAUUUUCCGUGUACAUGGAAGAGAGAAGAACUAAUAACGACACAGAAAGGAACAAUAGAUCUUGGAACGAUUUUAUAGGCAACCAUCCGAAUCUUGUUAGUUAUAUUGAUAAACUACUUCUCUAUAUUAAAGACACUCACCUCGAUCAUACGUCGAGAUGCAUGAAUGGAGUAUCUAAACGAAAUUUAUCAGAAGAAGAGAAAAGAAAAGAAAAGAUUAUAAAAGGCGGUUGGGCAAGGAUUGAAGAGUCUAAACUGUGUAGCAAACGUGAGCGCAGAAUUAUACUGCUUGAAUUUCUACAGAGCUGCAGAACAAUAAAAUAUGAUUUCGUAGAGCUGAACAAGACACUUAUCACUGGAGAAGAUGAAUCAGUACCUGCAGUAAUUUCCGACACAUGCAGUGUCGUUCGAAAUACACCGUGGGACGAUAGGGUGGAAUUUAAUGAAAAUGAUUGGAAAUGUCCAAUUUGCGACAAAGAAACGGGAAAUGAGAAAUCAUAUUAUACUCACAUUGAGUCAGCUCACGCGCUCAUACACUGCGAUCAGUGCGAUGAUUUAUAUAAUAAUACCGUAGCUCAUUCUAAUUGCUCAAAACUGAUUCUAUCAACAGCGACAGGUACAAAUGUUUCCAUUACAUCUGAGACACAACAAAAAACUCAUACAUCAACGGUGGUAUCAACAACAGCAGCACCUUCAAUAAUUUGCGAAGAUGUUAUGCCAACGACGUCCUCCAUUCGUCGACAAAAUCCACGAAAGCCGGCUAAAGGAAGAUAUUACUCGUACCCACCAGUGGAAAAAAUAAAAUCAGUUAAAAGGGAGCUUACUCCAGGUGCAAGGAAAGCACAAAAGAGAGCCGCAGAUUGGGCAACAGUAAAGCCAGUGGCAGCCCAAAAAGUACUAAAAACAGCCCCAAUAGAAAUGAGGACUGUCUCGCCAGCUUCACUACCCACAAACACAGAGACAACUUCAACACCGACCAAUGUAAAAAUCGAGUCCAGCAUUAAUAAACAACCUAAAAUAGUUUCCAUCAUUUCCUUCUCAAAGACAAAACCGGCAUUGCAGAUAAGAGCACAUACAAAAAAAUAGAGUAACGAAGUAACCAACCAAUUUGUUCAUCUCUUUCCACACUUUGUUAAAUGUGAAAAACAAAAAAAAGUGGAAAACAUUUUCCAAAGAUUUAUUUUUUCUAAGAAAAAAUCUA